UUCAGCAGUUUGUGCUUGUGUUGAAAGCAAAAGCCCCGCCUACACGUUUACGCACUUUACCAGCCGGUGAACCAGGAAAUCCCUCUGCUGAGAAUAAAGAAACAAUAAACUGAAGGAAAUUAAUUUUGGAAUCGGUAUGAUGGCGUCUGACAAAGCAACAGGAAAUUAUCAUUUUGAUCUUGAAGAGAAGAAAAAAUUAGCUGCUUCGAACCAUCUCUCUGAGCUGCGCCUUAUCCUUCUGGGCUGGCGAUGGCCUGGGAAAAGCCUGACUGGAAAUACUAUCCUGGGGUAUGAAGAGUUUCGGCUGGAACGAGCAGCUGAAUUUUCAGUGAAGCGGGAUGCAGAGCGCUACGGCCGCAAGCUGACCGUUGUGGAUACGCCGGGCUGGUUUUCAGCUCAGACCACUCCAGCUGCUUAUCAACAAGAGCUGGCUCGUAGUCUGGCUAUGUGCCCACCAGGGCCGCAUGCUUUCCUGCUCGUUGUGCCUGUAGGCAUGUUCACAGACACGGACCGGGCGAGAAUCGAGGAGAACUUGGUGCCAUUUGGUGAGGCUGUGUGGAGACAUACCAUUGUGGUGUUUACAUGGGCAGAGGUGCUGAAGAACAUGUCAAUCGAGAGAUAUAUCCGGCGCCAAGGUAGUGCACUGCAGUGGGUGCUGGACAAGUGCAAGAAGAGAUACCAUGUCGUCAACAAUGAUGCCUUUGGAGAGCGCACGCAGGUCCCAGAGCUGAUUGAGAAGGUGGAGAAGAUGGUGGCUGAGGAGGGAGGGCACUUCAGUUCCAUGGUGCAGGAGGAGAAAGCGCAGAAUCCGGUUACAGCUGAAGCUACUGAUGAGAACUCAAACUCAAAAGAGGUGAAAGAGACGCGUGAGCUCGGAGCUCGGCCCAAACAGAACGGUUCCUUCAGCUCAAUACGGAUGGUCGAUGUGAAGAGUCCACACAAUUUGAUGGAAGAAGUGUCUGAUUGAAGGACAGGGACCAGAGAGUGAAUUAAUAUUGCUGGAUUGCAUUCCUUGAUCUGAUGUAAUUUGAUGAACAUCUGCAGGUACAGAAAUUGACUGACCUGUUUUUAUUUAACGAAAAACAAGGUGAUUUUGUCUUUAUUUUAUAUAUUGGAUGUGCUGUAUAUCUUUAAAUGGGGGGAAAAAUGAGACCUCCCCAAUCAACUCAUUUGCACUAAUAAAGUCAUGACAGCUACUUGUUAUAAUAACGCAUUGUUUUUACUGUUACUGUCUUGUGUAUUACUAAACCAGUGUCAUAUCAAAAUUUAGAAUGAAUGUUGCUAUUGGACAUUUUAUAACCUACAGUAGAUACAAAACCCAAUAUUUUAUUGCUCACUUUGUUUUAAACAAUUAAACCAAGACACUUGUGCCUUGACUCAAUUCAGCAAUUAUUACCAAUCAAGUUUGUUUCGCAAAAUAUCAUAUAUAGCUAGCCAUAUAGCUCUGGAAAAAAUUAAGAGCCCACUGCAAAAUUAUCAGUUUCUCUGGUUUUAUUAUUUAUAGAUAUGUGCUUGAGGAACAUGAACAUUUUUGUUUUGUUUUAUUCCAUAAACUACUAACAAUUCCACAUAACAAUAUUGUCACUUAGAACAUCUAAUUGCAGAAACCGACAACUGGUCAAAAUAAAAAACUGAAUUGUUUUCAGACCUUGAAUAAUGCAUAGAAAUCAAGCUCAUAUUCAGUGUAAACAACACAAUACUAAUGUUUGAACCUGGGAUGAGUUCAGAAAUCCAUAUUUGGUGGAAUAACCUUGACAUUUUAAUCACAGCUUUCAUGCGUCUUGGCAUGCUCUCCACCAGUCUUUCACGUUCCUCUUGGGUGACUUUAUGCCACUUCUGGUGCAAAAAAAUUCAAUCAGCUCAGCUUUGUUUGUUGACCAUCCAUCUUCCUCUGGAUCACAUUCCAGAAGUUUCCAAUGGCGUUUAGGUCUAGAGAUUGGGCUGGCCAUGACAGGGUCUUGAUCUUGUGAUUAUCCAUCCACACCUUGAUUGACUUGGCUGUGUGGCCUGGAGCAUUGUCCUGCUGGAAAACCCAGUCCUCAGAGUUCAGGAACAUUGUCAGAGCAGAAGGAAGCAAGUUUUCUUCCAGGAUAACUUGUACAUGACUUGAUUCAUGUGUCCUUCACAAACAAAAAUCUGCCCCAUUCCAGCCUUGCUGAAGCACCUGCAGAUCAUCACCGAUCCUCCACCACAUUUCACAGUGGGUGUGAGACAGUGUGGCUUGUAGGCCUCUCCAGGUCUCCAUUAGACGACCAGGUGAUUGGGGGGGGGGGCUGAAAAUUGGACUCAUCAGAGAAGAUAACCUUACUCCAGUCCCCUACAGUCUAAUCCUUAUGGUCUUUAGCAAACCUCAGCCUGACUCUUCUUUGCUUCUCAUUGAUGAAGGGCUUUUUUCAAGCUUUUCAUGAGUUCAGCCCCACCUGGAGGAGCCUGUUUCAAACCGUCCUUGCCAUGGACUUAACCACAGCUGCAAUUUGCCAUUCUUUUUGUAGGUCACUUGAUGUCAUCCUAUGGUUUUGAGUGACAUUCGAAGGAGUUGAUGAUCAUCCCAGUCAGUGGAGUGUAGUCUUCACCCUCUACCAGUCUGUAACUUUUGUUGUCCCCAAAGUCUGCUUCUUGACCUUGUUCUUAUGAACUGCCGUCUUUGAAAUUUUGAGGAUGGAAGCAAACUGAUGCUCACGCUAUCCUUCUGCCAGUAAAGCCAGAAUCGAAUCAUUAUUUUUCUCUCAAAACUUUUUCUUUUAAACUUAUUUCUCACAUGAUGAACAUAUUGUAUUCUAAUUAAAUUUAAGGUACUACUAGCGCUCUUUUUGCCAUCCAAACUGGUCUUACUGCAAGAGGAUAGUGAUGCCCACAGCAGAGGUUUUUAUACUUUUCCUCAUUUAAAUAAGAUUUGGUUCAGAUGAUCACCUAAUCAGUACCUCAUUAAGUAAAAUGAGGCAUUUAUGUUGGAAUUCCAGGAUAGACACUGGAAUGAAAUGGCUGCCGUACAUACAGAUGCUGAUUAAAGAAAAAAAUGAUGUGGUAUCUUAAUUUUUUCCAGAGCUCUUUGUGUGUGUGUGUGUGUGUGUGUGUGUGUGUGUGUGUGUGUGUGUGUGUGUGAAGUCACUGAAUACAUGCCCUUUUUAUUACUGGAUGUUAAAAUGUGUUUUUGAGGAGCGUUCUAAAAUGGACUAGACACACAUUUUUCUUUGAUUGCUGUAUUUCAGAAGACACAUUUAACUUUUAACCUUUAUCUUAAGUGGAUCUUUUAAUUGCACCAAAAUAUAAAUAUUCAACAGAAUGUCAAACUGGAUUAUGGGCAAGCUUGCAUCAAGACAUGCAGUGAAACAACAAACUACAAAGUUUUGUUCGAACUAGAACAUUAUUUGUUUUCAAGGCAGCAAUAAUACUGUAAUACUGUGAGUUAUAUUUGACUGAGCACAAAAAAAAUUGAGUCAUCACAUCCAUGGCAAUAAACAAUAAGUGCGCUUCCAUAAGAGUUGAUGAAAGUGGGUUCCAUUUGGAGUCACAUAUGUCUCUUCAUAUAUAAAUGAGUUAAAACCUGUUGAAACAGGUUACAUUGCAUAUCUUUGUGUGCUGUACUUUUGUAAUCAAUAGAAAUUUUAUUAUGAUUAAAAGAAACUGUGAUCUAA
Molecule: messenger RNA, 3635 nt
Organism: Neoarius graeffei (lesser salmon catfish)
Lineage: Eukaryota; Metazoa; Chordata; Actinopteri; Siluriformes; Ariidae
Gene: gimapl
Product: GTPase IMAP family member 9
Exons: 3
Coding region: 137-967 (276 amino acids)
Molecular function (GO): GTP binding
Source: RefSeq, a predicted model, not a curated record